Messenger RNA from Paraphaeosphaeria sporulosa, 2785 nucleotides. RefSeq lists its product as uncharacterized. NCBI's taxonomy places the organism in Eukaryota, Fungi, Ascomycota, Dothideomycetes, Pleosporales, Didymosphaeriaceae. The record is from RefSeq and is a predicted model, not a curated record. Bases 36 to 2705 code for a protein of 889 amino acids. The transcript has 2 exons.
GCAUUGCUAUAUCUUCCUCGCAACAACCAUCAAGCAUGGCCUCGAUGGCCACUUCAUCGCAUAAGAACGCGCCGGCCUUUGCGCAAACAUGGGACGAAUCCGACGCUGCUUUCCUCGACCCGAAGUCGCUACCCAUACAGAGGCUACCGCGAGCCUGGGAUCGUAAACAGGAGGUUAAGACAGCCGGGAACGGGAAGAAGAAGGAAAUCUGGCGCAAGUACGGCACGCGAUCGCGCACAUCCGACGCAACUUCGAGAUACGAUCCGGAAGACGAUACACGGGCAAGAGCUGUCAAGCGACAGCAGCGCAUGAGCCCUAAGGCUAUAGAAAAGUCGGCGGCUUCGCGCUUCGGUCAAUCACGCGCUUUUAAGGCAACCCGCUGGGACCGUCGGAAAAGCGUGCUACCAAGGAAAAAGGUUGUAGGAGCGGAAACCUCACCGGAAGUUGAAGACGACAACGACGACGAGCAAGACACGACAACCACGGACCUUGGCAAUGACAGCUUCUCAGAAAUGACCGUUGAUAGUGUGAGGGCAGAAGCACAAGAGAUGGUGUUACUGCCUGAGGGUGAAGGCCGCAGAGCUACAUUUACAUUCCUCCUCGAUGAUGACGAAAAGGUCUCGUACGCAGAGGCUAUGGACGACACUUCUGCUUCGAUUGUGGACGAUGCCCAUACCGAACAUCUCGAACAAGACGUCACUCUCACGCGGCUCUUCCAGGCUUCCCACGAUGUGUCUUUCGAAGACGCAACUCCGUUAGAAACUCUGAGUUAUCCCGAUGUACCCACUGUGUCCGCUUCUGAAGAUGGUGCCGCUGUUCCUAUUGAGGAAGACAAAUUAUGUGAGGAAGUCGUCGACCGAGAAACCGAUGAACACCCUGUCUCGGUCCAGCCUGCAGAAGAUGCAAUGGACGAAGACACGGCUACAGAGGCAGAGCCCGUCGCUCGGGACGUUACGGGAGGAGACAGCGAGGUUGCUGCUGGAGGGGUUGCGUAUCCGGCACUUCCCCAAGAGCCUGAUGCCGAAGAGCCAGCUGAUCGCAUAGACGAUUCCCUAGAGAUCGACACGACUGCCCCUUGGUCUCCUCAAACUUCUGAAGCUGACUCUGCGGAUUUUGACUUUGAUGGCCAAGAUGAAGACCUGGACGAGAAUUUUACGGAGGCAUCCUUGCAGAUGAACAUACAGCGAGACAUGCAAUUAGAGCAGCCAUCUCGUUUAGACAGCUGCGCGCUUGGAGAUACUGAAGAUGUUGCAAAUCAGGAAGACUCACACAGGCCGUCUCUAACGGUAGAUAAUGGUGUGGACGAUAUCGCGUCAGGCCUUCAGUUUGGACCCGUAGAUUCGUCUAGGGAACCGACACCACGGAAACUGCGAUCACCUUCGCCGCCACCACGAACAGCAAGCGGACCAGAAGAUACUACCAUGACGUUCGCUUUCGACGAUGAUACUGCCCUACUGAAGGACUUCCUUUCUCGAGCAGCAGCCAGCAAAGCGAACAAGGCUGAGACCAUUGCUCGACGCGAAUCUCUGCAGAACCGCCGCGAUUCAGAUGUCAUACGCCACGCCCUCGCAUCUCCUCGCAAGGCACUCGAAGACAAAGAUCCAAACUCCCCUUCAAAGUUCGAUAAUGACACGACGCUGAACCUAUCUCAAACACUCACCUUGGACCUGGAGUCUACUGUCCCCUUAUCCCCAGGCAAAGGCUCAACCCCGGCGGAGACAAAGGCGGAAGACGCCGAUAACUCCAAAGCGGGAGGUAUAUCGAGACGCUCAUCGCGAGCGCGUACAUCGCGUCUUCCAGCGCCCUCAUCGAUUCCAUCCGGUCCGCCAAAGAUAUCCGUGAAGCGUGACGGCGGCGACCCGGUCGUCCUCAAGAAAACCGACGCACAAGAGCUGAGUUUGCUCACUCGAUCCAACACACGCAAGAACAAGCAAGGCGGCGUGGCCGUCAACGUCCGCCUCUUGAAGCUUUUGAGUGAGGCUCGCAUUACUGAAGCCAAAGGCACCGCAGAAUCGACCGAGGCCAUAGUUCGGGUGCCUGGAAAGAAAUACGUCCGCUGGGACUCCCAGCUGGCUUACUUCCAAGAGAACCCACAGGCUAUCGCUGACGCCCUCGCUGACGCAGAGUCUCUUGCUACGCCCGACGAGCUGAGCACAGCUGCCCCAGUCGCAAAGCCUACCAGAGUGAAGGUGCCUAAGUUUGACAAGGACGCGACACCCAAGGUGCGCAAGGUCAGGAAUUUAGGCCCCAGGAACGGUACGCCUGGCAAGGGGCUGCUCACGCCUGCAUCAUUGCUUCCAGACGCCAUGAUGGCCGACAAAGAAGAGCUGGAAGAGAAGCAGCGGAUGUCCAAGCCGAAGACCAGCAGGAUUAGGAAGAUGGCCGUGGCAAGCACAGACACCACAUCCACACCUGCACCUGUAGAGUCGAAGCUCCCCAUGCUAGAUAUCGCUCCCGUCGGCAUCGACCCCACGAAAGUGUCGUCGAUGAAGGAGCGUAAGAGCAGACUGGCAACGCCCAGGAAAGUAAAGCUGCCUCAGCUCUCUUCUUCGGCUUUAGGAGAAGGGAAGGAGAAUCAAGGCAAGAGUAUCGCGGCGCCUGCGCCCAGGAAAAGCAUCCCGAUGCCAUCUGUGGUCAUACCCGCAAAGAUGGAGAUGCCUGUGACAACGACGGGAUUGCCACGGCGGAGAGGGAGGAAGACAUAGGGUUCGCUUGUGUGGCGCGUCUCACGGUUCUUACGAUGGAGUUGCAUACCUUUCCUUUCUGCAUUGUAGCACUUGAGCGG